AUGGCGGAUAGUCGGCGCCUAGCGCUGGAGCGAUGGCGCGAGGAGAAGCGGCGCCAGAAGGAGCAGCAGGCCACCAAGACAGCUCGUCCUGCGCGCCGGGUGCUCGCCCACAGUACCGGCAGAAUCACUCGAGGAGCCCCAGUGCGCACGCGUGUGGCCCCAAAGCAGCGCGAGAUGCCACCGCCAUCGACGCCAGCUGCUCCACGUCGCGUGUCGGACGAACCUGCUGGCCUCGUGCCGAUCCGAGAGCUGGAGACGGCGGACGAGACGCAGGAGCGACAGAUCUAUGACGAACCCAAGACCCCGGCGUCCAAGACAAUGAGCAGCGCAGCUACAGUAUCCGAGGAAGAUAGCGGUGACGUCGUGUCAGUCAAACAGCGCAAGAAGCGGCGGAGAAGCUACAUUUCCCCGGCUUCCAACGCUCCGUCAUUGGCCGGUGGGGCGCAGCGAGUGAUGACGCCCACGCGGCUCCUGCAGCAUGAGAGCGAUGAUGGCGGGAUGGAUGGAGACUUGGAGGGCGCGACGCCGGAACUUAUACCAGGGCCUAGGCGUGUGA
Messenger RNA from Phytophthora sojae, 556 nucleotides. RefSeq lists its product as hypothetical. The annotation marks the transcript as partial. Lineage: Eukaryota; Oomycota; Peronosporomycetes; Peronosporales; Peronosporaceae. The record is from RefSeq and is a predicted model, not a curated record. The transcript has 2 exons.